Messenger RNA from Phoenix dactylifera (date palm), 2898 nucleotides. NCBI's taxonomy places the organism in Eukaryota, Viridiplantae, Streptophyta, Magnoliopsida, Arecales, Arecaceae. The record is from RefSeq and is a predicted model, not a curated record.
AAAGAGAACAUUCUCAUUCUUCUUUUGUUUCUGGUCAUAUAAUUUACUCUCUUCGAGACACAUCAUCUGCAUAAGCAAUAUUUUUUUCAACUCAUAAAUGGAUUCUGAUCAUUGCAAUAGAUACUAGGGAUCAGGAUUUCAUCACGAUUUAUCGAAAUAUAUUUUUAAAUAAAAUAUUCUAGAUUAGUAAAUCUCCUGAGAUGUUAUCUGCUACAUGGUUAGAGAAUUAUAGCAGUUUGACAGAUCAAUUACAAUAUGAGACAGAUAAACACUACGAGCAUAUCAGUGCCUUUGAAUUAUCAUGAGCUGAAAAAUAUUGUAGAAUUCCUGAUUACAUGAAUUUGUGCCCUGUUGUAUUUUCAUCUUAGUAUUUGAUUUGGUGGAUUUUUAGCUUUGUACAUGCUGACCCCAUUUAGAUGGGAGAAGAUGAUUUGGUUAUGGUAGAAAUCUUGUCCAAGGGAAUUAUUCACUUGAGAAAUUCUUUAAAUACCAAUUAUUUUCUACAUAUUUAGGAUUUCAAAUUAUUAAUCCGUAAACUUUUAAGGAUCAUUAGCUGAUUAAUAAAAAUAACUCGAGAAUAAAAACAUAAAAAGUAGUCUAUAGCUCCCAUGCAAAAAUUAUUCUAUUCAUAGUUUUUUGUCUUGGGGUUAAGCAGGUACCUGGUCUUAGGAAAAUUAAUUUCAGAAGAUGCUACAAGGAGUUGGUCCAGUUGGUUGGUAGCACUUGAUAUGGCCAAUGUUCUAACUUGGUUGUGUCGAAUGACACACUUCACAGGCCACUCAAAAGAUUGUUAUUCAUGAACUAGAGUACCUUUACGAAAAUUAAAAGUUAUAACUGUGAUUCAAUAUUAAAUCGUUAGCUUUUGCCAUCUGGAGAUCAUGGUGGAAAGCUCAAGCCGUCGCCUUAUCUCACCAUUUGUCUUUAUAUAUUAUAUUAGAAAGGCGACUGAACAUUGCUUCACUGUAAGGAAGAUUAGUGUCUGAAUCAUUCAGCAUGAAUGUGCUUUUCUAGGAUUAACCUGAUGUAAUUGGAUCAUCAGUUAGAACAUAUAUUUAGUAAUAGUGAACAUGGAUUAGUGGUGGCUGAGUGUCUCGUGCUACUGAUAGAAUGUUUUACAGACAUAUUUAACCAUGUAUACAUGAUCUAUGCUAUAUUGGUUUAUAUUCUGUUAACAUUUCUGAUCAAUGUAUCCAGGUUGAAGUGACUGAUGCAGCUCUUCUUGCUCUGAUAGAAAAUUAUUGCCGAGAGGCAGGUGUUCGGAAUCUUCAAAAGCAAAUUGAGAAGAUAUACCGCAAGCAAAUCCCAACCAUAACUGUUGAGCAUUGGGUUGCCUCUGAUGACGAGCCACAAUGUUAUCGAUAGCUCUGCAACUUGUCCGUCAAGGGGUGACAAAUGAGCAAUCUCUAAAAGUCAGCCUUCAGCAAGGAGCCAAACAGCUUAGAGAGAAAUCUACUGAAGAGCCUACUCAAAUUGCAGAUGAUGGUCCAGGGGGGAAGAAACUGGAGGAUGGGAACUCACACGAAAGGGCUACAACAACUACCUUAACAGAAUCUGAACAAGCAAUUGAAGUCUCGUUACAUGAACAGCCUAAUGGAACUGCCACAGAAGAAUCAGAAGCAACUUCUCAUGAGCAUCUUGUUGAACAGUUGGAGGCUGACAAAGUGCAGCCAACUCUCUUAUCAUCAGACGGUAUUGCAACAACAGACCAACCCGUUGAUUCAAAGGUCAAUAUAAAAACAAGUGAUGUAAAGGAUGUGAAAGUUGAUAAUGUGAUUGAAAAGGUCAUAGUUGAUGUCUCAAACCUGGCUGAUUUUGUGGGCAAACCAGUAUUCCAUGCCGAACGUAUAUAUGAUCAGACUCCAGUAGGAGUUGUCAUGGGUCUUGCUUGGACUGCAAUGGGUGGUUCAACAUUGUAUGUUGAGACCGCCCUAGUGGAGCAAGGAGAAGGGAAAGGUGCACUUCUAUUGACGGGUCAGCUCGGAGACGUCAUGAAGGAGAGUGCGCAAAUAGCUCAUACCGUAGCCAGAGCAAUAUUGCUUCAGAAAGAACCAGACAAUCCAUUUUUUGCAGACUCCAAGCUCCAUUUGCAUGUGCCGGCUGGUGCUACCCCAAGGAUGGACCAAGUGCAGGGUGCACCAUGAUAACCUCAAUGUUGUCUCUUGCCAUGAAAAAGCAUGUUAAAAAAGAACUUGCAAUGACUGGUGAAGUAACAUUGACAGGACGGAUUCUCCCAAUUGGUGGGUUUUUAAAAGUUUCAUUCCUACCAAACAGGUAAAGGAGAAGAUAAUUGCUGCAAGAAGAAGUGAGGUGAAGACUAUCAUAUUCCCAUCAGCUAACAGAAGAGAUUUUGAUGAGCUUGCUGCAAUGUGAAGGAAGGCCUUGAAGUUCACUUCGUAGAUGAUUAUAACCAAAUAUUUGAGCUGGCUUUUGGAAGCAACUCUAAGCCACAAAUCUAAGUCUCUGAUCCACCUGUAUUGGGUCUUCACAUGUUAUAGUUUUCUUGACGACUGCAAGAAAUUCCAUGGUAGUUCUUCAUGAUGCAGCCACCAUGGACCAAUUCCAAAGAGAGUUAGCCUUUUAUUGAGGUCAUGGACAAUUCCUAACGGGCUUCCUAGAGCAUCCAUGAUUUGAAUGCUUGCAUGUACUGAUGCCUGAAGAUUGUUUAUUAAUUAUGUCUUACAACCAUUGCGAAAAAAACCAUAGCACGGCUGUAUUUUUUGUGAUCUUUUCUGGAGGUGGAUGGUGGUCAAGAUAUAAAUACAUUAUUUCGGCAUUUUUGUUUUCAUCAAUACUCAAAUGUAAACUACUCUCAAAACCUAAAUUUUUUAUUCAUUCAAAUGUAUGAUGAUAGCUGAUUAUUAAUUUGAUCAUGUUUGCUGGAUUGGUUUCAACUUUCAA